Molecule: messenger RNA, 1022 nt
Organism: Linum tenue
Lineage: Eukaryota; Viridiplantae; Streptophyta; Magnoliopsida; Malpighiales; Linaceae
Source: the annotation of a GenBank genome assembly
GCCAUCCCUACGCAAGAGAACUGAGUCCUUACUGAAGAGUCCAAAAGAAAGUUGAAUAAAGAAGAGAAAAGGCGGCAGUUCCGAGAACAGUUUAUGCAACCACCAACAGAUUGGACUUGGUAGUUAAAUUCGGCAACCUGAGUACGCGGAGGCGGAAAGAGUCGGAGAAGGAAGGCCAGUGACCGGAGAAAAGAUACAUCGAGGCAAAAUGGAGGCAUUGGGAUGGUGGCUAAUGCUCGUCGGAACCCUUCGAUUAGCCUCCGUCUGGUUCGGUUUCUUCAACAUUCCCAGGCUUAGGUCUGGCGUCUACGGCAAAUCUCCCAUGACUGCAGUUCAUGGAAGGACGUUUGCAGUUUGGACGCUAGUGACGUGCACUCUUUGCUAUACAUGUGCAUUUAACCUUGAUGACAAGCCACUGUACUUGGUGACCUUCUUAUCAUUCAUCUAUGCGCUUGUCCAUUUCUCAACCGAAACCCUUAUAUAUCAGUCCAUGAGCAUUGCUAAUUUGAUGACCGUCAGCAUCUUUGCUGGUACAUCGAUAGUAUGGAUGCUGGUGCAAUGGAACUGACAUCAGGGAAGCUGAGCCUGAUCAUUUUCUUAAAGCGAAAGUACUCCUAGUCGGGGAUGGAGUUCAGGUUUAGUUUCCUGUUUUGUUAUCAGAUCCUUCCUGGUCCGAAGGAAUGGACCUCAGGUUCAAUGAUUUUCACGCUGUGGCCGCUGGUGCUCUGAUUCCUUAGGCAAGGAGGGUCUGUAAAGUUUAGAUUUACAGAGCGGAUGGAUUCGCUAUGGUGAAGUAGUUGUUUUAUGGGUGCACUUGAUUAGGAACUCUGCAGUCUAAGCCAAAGGCAUGCGUAGAAACUAGCAAGAAGUAACUCCACAUGAAUUUAGAUGUUUUCUUAUUACGUACUUCACUGCCGAUGGAUCCCUGUUGUGGUUGCUUCAGCUAAAAUGUUUCUUUGUUCCAGACAUUUUCAACUGUUGUUCGUCAUCGUUACCUUUUCUUUUAAUGGAUCAUUCGUCAC